Gloeophyllum trabeum ATCC 11539 is the source of this 1766-nucleotide messenger RNA. Its product is annotated as DNase I-like protein. The record is from RefSeq and is a predicted model, not a curated record. Gene Ontology annotation, cellular component: cytoplasm. The transcript is spliced from 5 exons. The coding region runs from base 33 to 1517 and encodes 494 amino acids. Gene Ontology annotation, molecular function: sphingomyelin phosphodiesterase activity. NCBI's taxonomy places the organism in Eukaryota, Fungi, Basidiomycota, Agaricomycetes, Gloeophyllales, Gloeophyllaceae.
GGGUGAGGCUCACAGCGUGUGGAGUUCUAUGUAUGUCGCACAACGACAGCCACGAAAAUGACACCGUUCUCGCACAAUUUACCAUGUCCGAUACUAAGCUGCGUGUCUUGACGCUGAAUUGCUGGGGACUGAAGUAUGUCUCGAAGAAUCGAGUCGAACGGAUGGCGGGCAUCGCCAAGGCACUCGCUGCGUCCGACUACGAUAUAGUGGCCUUGCAGGAGGUCUGGGUGUCCGCGGACUAUGCGCUUAUUCGAAGCAGCGUCGCUGGACGUCUGCCAUAUGCCAAAUACUUCUACAGCGGUGCUCUGGGUGCUGGGCUGGCUAUAUUUUCUCGCUUCCCUAUUAUCGGGACCACGAUACAUCCAUACUCCCUUAAUGGCUCUCCGAUAGACGUCGUUGCCGGCGACUGGUUCGUGGGCAAAGCGGCAGCCAGCAUCCUGAUCGCCCAUCCACUUCUUGGUCAACUACAGGUUUACAAUACACACUUAUUCGCCAAGGGCGGUGAGAGCGGCCCGGAAAUAAACCAAGCUCACCGCCUCAUUAACGCAUGGGAACUUGCAAAGUUGGCUAGACAGUCUGCGGAACUUGGUCGAUAUGUCAUCGCUUGCGGAGACUUUAACACCAUCCCGACAUCUCUUCCCAUGACCGUAAUUUCCGAACACGCUGGUUUAAUGGAUUCUUGGCGAGCUACGCACCCUCAAUCCCAUCUGGCUCCGAAUUCCGCGCCGAUAUCCCCUGUGGAUGCUAUUCGAAUGCACGGGGUUUCCGCGGAUUCUCCUCUGAACAGCUACUCUGGCGGGAAGUCCCUUGAAGCACAUGCACGCAGGUUUGCCGGAAAAAGACUCGACUAUGUCUGGUUCAGAGAACCGGUUAGCUCGGGCAAAGACAAGCCAGCGUUGCUAUGCACGGAUACUAAGGUCGUGUUCACGGACGAAGUACCGGGCAAGACCUUCUCUUUCUCAGACCACUUUGGAGUAGAGUCGACCUUCGAAAUCCGAGUGCCUCCGUCUUCUUCGACACAAACGGACUUCCAAAACGAGGUUGGCCUUGUCCGGUCCGCUAUUCCUGACCGAGCCCCAGCUGCAGGCUCGUCUACUUCCACGGAGUCCGUCGAACCGACGCCCACUUCCCUUUCGCCUACGUCAUUGAACAACAUUCUCACCACGCUCACGGCAGCCUACCGCACAUCCGUCCAGCGCGCACGGUAUCACCUGACAAUAUUUAUUCUAUGCCUGUUCCUGGUCAUCGUCUUGGUUGUUCUGUUCCCAUUCCUCCCCAGCGCGUUCCCGUCGCCUUUGACUUCAGGAUGGAAGUGGACCUACCGGGCCUUGAGCUGGAUCUACGGAGUUGUGAUCGUCGCUCUCAGCUGGCUUGCUACCACCAUGCUAUAUGUGGGUUUUGUGUAUGGCCGGUGGGAAGUGAAUGCCCUUACGAACGUGAUCGAGGAGAUGGAAAUACUACGAAGUCUGAAGGGGUCUAGAUAUGAGAGCCGGUCCAGUGAAGACGGCGCGGAGUGAGCGCUGGGGACUGGGGCGCUUGGUUUAUUCAAGGACAUGUUCGCAUUACAACCUAACCUUGUCUCGCUGCAAUACAUUCCGAACUUAUACUGGGGCUUCGUAAUGCAGGACAUUUUGAAUGUUGCGUAGGGUAGUGUAGAGUUUGCAUAUGUAUUCUUCCGUCCGAGCGUACUGUAUAUCAGUGGACCCAUAUGGACCGAUACAGCGUUUGGUCACAGGGCCAGAUAAUCAGAUAGACGAGGAUAGAUG